This is a messenger RNA of Asparagus officinalis (garden asparagus), 1517 nucleotides long. Its product is annotated as nudix hydrolase 9. Gene Ontology annotation, molecular function: GDP-mannose hydrolase activity. The record is from RefSeq and is a predicted model, not a curated record. The transcript is spliced from 10 exons. NCBI's taxonomy places the organism in Eukaryota, Viridiplantae, Streptophyta, Magnoliopsida, Asparagales, Asparagaceae. The coding region runs from base 84 to 977 and encodes 297 amino acids.
GCGGGACAUUUGAACCAGAAUCUCUCUUCCCCCGCUCCCCGCGUCGAAACCACGCCAGCAGCGAACUCGAACGGAAAACGCCGAUGAUGGAUCCAGGCUGCGCCUUCAAGCUCCUCCUCUCUUGCCCCUCUGCCCUCCCCAGAUCUCGAGUUCGUGUCGACUUCAGCCCUAUUUACGACAGAAUCCCUCAUCCCGAUCCUAACCUAGAGAAAUCUAUCGACGAGAUAUGGAAUCAACGAGUUCAGGCGAAUCCAUCACUCUACAAUGGCCAAAAGUUCAGGUAUGGGGGAGAUUCCUUGCAUCCUGUUGAUGGCUCGGAAAAGGAAUACUCUGUCUGCCUUCACUUGGGUCUGACAGAUUACAGGACAUUUAUUGGGACAAACUUGAACCCUCUUUGGGAGAAGUUUCUUGUUCCUUCAGAAGAUGAUUUUGUACGAUGUCAACACACAUCAAGUCCCCUGGGUAAUGGUGCCGUUGUUGAAACAAGUGACAAUAAGUAUCUUGUAUUGCAAAGAAGUAAUAAUGUGGGAGAGUUCCCAGGUUACUUUGUUUUCCCUGGAGGUCAUUCAGAGCCCCAAGAAAUUGGAAUUACUUCUCAUCAAAUCAGUGAUCCAAUGGAGUCUUCAUUAUUGAAUGAAAAAGUUUCACAAGAGAUGUUUGAAGGUAUCAUCCGCGAAGUAGUUGAAGAAAUCGGGGUUCCUGCAGAAUCUCUAUGUGAUCCUCUAUUUAUUGGAAUAUCUCGCAGGGACCUGAAUGUUAGACCAACAGCCUUUUUCUUUAUAACAUGUAACUUAAGAUCAGGUGAAAUUUACCAGCUGUAUUCCAAAGCUCAAGAUGGCUAUGAGUCCACUAAUCUGUAUACAGUUUCAAAGGACGAGUUAGAUAAAAUGGCACUAAGGAUGCCCGGGUGCCAUAGGGGUGGAUAUGCCCUGUAUGUGCUGAUGAUGGAAGCUACAAAGAGCGUUUGCUUACAAUGAUCACGGUGAUUAUAACCUUUGGAUGGCUUGACAAUUUUGAAGCGCGUCAUGUAUCACACACUAGGAUUGAGAUAUCGUUGAAUAAACGCCAAUGCUUUCUAGUUGACCAUCACUUUCAUCUGCCCGGUAGAUGAAUAUGACAGAAUAAAGUUAAUGACUUAGUCUUAGUCAAUGAAGACCGAGGAAAUGGUCCUUAAUUAUUUGUAUCCAUUUUAUCAAAUUAUCUACAGAUCUCCCUCUUUCAAUCAAAUGUCCACACACCCAAUUUUGUAUCUAAUUGGUCAGUGUUAUCACUUGAGCUACUACUAGUCAGACAACUUUUUACCCCAUGUCACAUAUUUGUUUGUCAUUUGCAAUUAUGAACGUUCAAGAAUAAUCAUAAAUAUAUCAUGUUUUGUGGUCUUGGGCUUGGAAUGGGGUCAAGGCAACUAUGCAUUAUUUGGAGUUUGUCAUUUAUGUUCUGUUGUCUUGAUUUGUUAAGAUUAUGUAGAAGCUCACUCUUAGCAUAAAUGAACGGAAAAAUAUGAUUCGUGUAACCGA